AUGAGAUUAACACCAUCUUUCGCCCCGGCCCUCGGGCUGCUGGCGUGGACAUCGCUCAUCAGCAAUGUCGCCGCCCAGGUCACCACCCACUGCUUUCCCAUGAACGAGACGUGCCCGCCAAACCCCGCCUUCGGUAUGGACUACAACUUUGUCUUCAACGCCACCCCCAAGUUCGAAGCCUGGGAAACCACCGUCGGCCCUGUCAAGUACUCUCCCGAGACUGGUGCCGAGUUCACCAUCAACAAGCAGGGCGACUCGCCCACCAUUCGCUCUCGCUUCUACAUCUUCUGGGGUCGUACCGAAAUCUGGCUCAAGGCAGCUCCCGGUCGCGGCAUCAUCAGCUCCAUCAUGUUGUUGAGCGACAACCUGGACGAGAUCGACUGGGAAUUCUUUGGCGGCAACUCCACCGUCGCUCAGAGCAACUACUUUGGCAAGAACCAACCGCACUACACCAACGCCCAGUACGACCAGAUCCCCAGCGUCCAGGACGACUUCCACAACUACACCCUGGACUGGACCAAGGACUACCUUGACUUCUACAUUGACGGCGCCAAAUUCCGCAGACUGACUCCAGAGGAUGCCAUUAGCAAAGGCGACGGCAAGAAAGACGAGGGUGGCAUGGAUCUGUACCCCCAGACACCCAUGCGCAUUUCUAUUGGUAUCUGGGCCGGUGGUGACCCCAGCCUGCCCGAGGGCACCCGCGAGUGGGCUGGCGGUACUACCGACUACACCAAGGGCCCCUUUUCCAUGUUUGUCAAGAACUGCCACGUCACCGACUACAGCAGCGGCAAGGAAUAUGUGUAUGGAGACCGGUCUGGUUCGUGGGAGAGCAUCCAGAUUGUCGAGGGUAAUUCUACCGUCGAGGAGGUCAUGAACGCGCCACCCCCUGUGCCCGAGAAGACCAUGGCCGAGAAAUGGGAGGAACUUCCCAACGCCGCCAAAAUUGCCAUCUACGCCGGUGGCUCCUCUGUCGGUGCUGCCAUCCUCUUCGCUGCUCUAUUCUACUGCAUCCGCCAGAGAAGGCAGGGGGCCAAGGAGGCCACCGAGGCCGCGGCGCGUGCCGAAGCCGAGCGUCUGGAGAUGGAGCGGUUCAGAAAGGAGGGCAUCAACCCUGAUGCUUUCACAAGCAACGCUCACGAGUACAAUGCCAAGGACAUGGCCCAAAACGGGCAUGCCGACAAGGACAGCUACAGUGUUCCCCCCUCGCCCGCCCCCGCCAACGAGAAGUUCGGCAACGUUGUCGCCAUGGCCACAGCGGCCGCCGCCGGUGCCGGUGCCGGUGCCGCGGCUGCUCGUGCCGCCAACAAUGGCAACGACGGUCCCAUGAGCCCCACGAGCACUCCUCUUCUUCGCGAAGGCGCGCAGUCUCCACGUACGGUAGACCCCACGAACCCCUUCGGGCCCAACUAUGUCGGCACUCAAAACGCCCGGUCCCCCGGCGCCCCGUCUCCUUACAACCCACACGAAGGCUUGCGCUCACCAACAGGGUCUUUGUACAACCAGUCCAUGUCGCCGCCCCCGCACCAACCCCUGCCACACCCACCGACACGGAGCAUGACGAACCAAAGCCUUCAGUCGAGGAUGGGGUCACCGGGACCGAAUCAGCAACAGCACGGGUUUGACUUUGGCAUCGGUCAGCCGCCGCAGCGAAGCGCCACCACCAGCCCAGCACCUCUCGCUCACCCCCAGCCUCAGAGGAGCUUCACCACACCCACGAGCGGAUACGGAACCCCCCCGCAGCUGCAGCAACAAUCAUCGGGGUACGGCAACCCUCCAGGGCCGGCUAACGGCCCUCAACAGGGGUACUGGAAUGGUGGAAACGGUGGCGGCGGCGGUUACAGCUAA
Podospora anserina S mat+ is the source of this 1845-nucleotide messenger RNA. RefSeq lists its product as uncharacterized. Gene Ontology annotation, cellular component: fungal-type cell wall. The record is from RefSeq and is a predicted model, not a curated record. The transcript is spliced from 2 exons. Gene Ontology annotation, biological process: carbohydrate metabolic process; fungal-type cell wall organization. The coding region runs from base 1 to 1845 and encodes 614 amino acids. Lineage: Eukaryota; Fungi; Ascomycota; Sordariomycetes; Sordariales; Podosporaceae. Gene Ontology annotation, molecular function: hydrolase activity, hydrolyzing O-glycosyl compounds; glycosyltransferase activity.